UUAUAAUGUUGGAAAAAUUGAGAAAAAUAGAGAAAAAAUUGCAUUUUACUUACAUACGAAAAGUGAAAGAAAAAUUCGUAUUGCUCGGUUGCGUAUGUGUGUGAUGUCUAUGAGAAAAAAGAAAAAAAAAAGAGGUGGUAAAAUAAAAGCACAAAUAUUCCAAAAAGAAAAAAAAAAGAAGCGAGUGAGCGAGCAGUGUGGUGCUAAUGCUAUAUCUUUUUGUUAAAAAGCCACUACAAUUACGGCUUAAGAAGCAAGCAAAGAGGCACAACACUUCACAACAGUUUCAGCGGCAAGACCACGGUCAAUUUCAAGAAAAGCUACAUCGUCGUUUAAAAAAAAAAAAUUGAAUUUAAGAAAAAUUAAAACCAAUAGUGUGAUAAAUAAUGAGUUCCAGUUGUGAAAGAAUAGAAUGGGUGGAAAUUAUCGAACCCCGCACCAAAGAGCAUAUGUAUGCGAAUUUAACGACAGGCGAAUGUGUUUGGGAUCCACCUGAGGAUGUACCAAUUAAACGUACCGACUCAUCGCAAUGGUGGGAAUUAUUUGAUACAAAUACGCAACGUUUCUAUUACUAUAAUGCUGCCUCACAAAAGACCGUCUGGCAUCGGCCGAUGAAAUGUGACAUCAUACCAUUAGCAAAAUUGCAAACACUCAAACAGAAUACAGAUCCAAGCGAUCGACGUGAAAGCAGUACACAAACGCAACAUCAAUUAUUGUAUCAACAGCAAUUGCAACAUCAUGCACAACAACAACAGCAGCACCAGCACCAACAACAACAACAACCGCAACAAUCGUCGCAACACUCAUCACCGUCGAUGCCGAAAAUACGCUCCACAUCGCAACGCAAUAGCGGUGGCAGUGGUAGCGCAAGCUCUCAACAUUUAACGCACAGUCAUCUAACGAAUACAACGGGUAGCGGUGGCAGUGGCAGCAGCAGUGUUGGUGUCAUUAAUAAGCGUGGUAGUGCUGGACUGCCGUUGUAUGCUAGCUCAGAGGAAAAACUUGUAACCGAUAUAUUGUCUAGUCCACGUGGGCGUCAAAGUUUUCGCAUUGGCGCUGGUGAUUCAUCGCGUUCCAUGGAUAUGCAGCAAUACUCUUCGUCAUCGAGACGAUCGAAAGAUUCCUGCAAUCAUUAUAAAGAAUCAGGUAAAUCAAGUGAUUCCAGUUUGUCAAGCAUACAUGGUUAUCGUCGAUUCAAUGAUGAACUCAUAGGCGGCAAUAAUGUGGCAACAGUCCAGGGACCGAAUAAUGAAAGUUUACGUUUGGGUUCAUUGCAAAAACAUCGUAGUCGUAAAGAGGGCAACAGUGCUGGCAGCUUUGAUAUGCUGCAAGAGAACAUUACUGGUUAUGAUCAUCAAUUGAAAGCAGCUCAUCGUCAGCAUAUGUCAGCUGAGCAUAAUUCACCGACCAUGCAGCAGCAUCAUCACACACCUCAACCAAAGAAGAAGAUGUCACCGGAUGCCGGUCAACAACAGCAACACCAUCACCUACAGCACAUACAACAAUUUUCCCCUUAUAAUGCGCAGCAGCGUAAUUUGGUUGGCAUUAGCUUAGCUGGCAGUAAAUCAUCAUCCGCAACACGACAGGCCAUGGAAUACGGAGGAACAGAACGUGAACGCGAUUAUAAAGUCGUAUUGGCACGUUCCGGCAGUUUUAUGUCGUCCUCCAUUAAUCCGGCUGCAGCGGGGCACCAUAGUAAAUCAUAUCGUAAAUCUGCUACCGAGGCUAAUGGCAGCGUUGUUGGAAGUUCGCCUGGUGGCGGUAAUAAUGGCAAUGGCGGAGCGGCUAGUGAUGAUUCCAUGCAUGAGAAAUAUUUCAAAUCAGUGGAAAAUACGCCGCUGUCACGCCGUCGCCAUACUACCACAGCCAAGUGCUCCAGUGGUGCGGCUAGUGCCAGCAGUGGGCAUGGUACUGGCGGUAGUGCUGGCAGUAAUAUGAAACACUCCAGCGAUUCUUCGCCUCAAAGUCCCAUUAGUCCCCAUAGCAAUAAAAGUAAACCGCUGAAAGGUACAACAUCCACAACUGCUUUAUUUACUGAACAACGAAGUAGCGGCGGUGGUGGUUGUGGUAGCGGUAGUGGUAGCAAUGUCAAUGUUGCUCCGUCAGCAAUACUGCACUCUCCGGGUGGACAUUCCAUUACAGUCACUUCAACAUCUAGUCAUACUCAUUAUAAACAGGAUGCCAGUUGCAAUUUGGAGCUUCUCAAUUUAGAUCGUUUGUCAUUAAGCAGUCGAGGUGGUGGUGAAUGUGGCAAACCGUCUUCGCCGCAUUUAAGUGAUAUUACAACAGCCGGCGUAAUAUCAACGCCAAAUAAUUUAAUAUCAAAAAAUUUCCCCUCUUCGGAUAAUAUCGGCAUGAUGACGCAUUCUUCACGUGGCUCAAAUGAUUCGCGAGGCAAGCACAAACUAACCGGCAGCGGUUCAUGGUCGCAACAGCAACAACAACAGCACAACAUCGGUCAUCAUCAACAAUCAACAGUACAAGAUAAUAGCAGAUCUGUGCGUUACAAAACUGCAAAUCUGGAUAAACAUGGUCAUCACUCGAAUGAAUUUUAUACAGACGGUCAGCGGAAAUCAUCGCGUAAAACGCGAGAUCAUCAUCACUUGUAUGCCGACAAUAGCGAUGUAGAAUACGACAACGGCAAUAUUUCACCUUUGUACAGCAACUGGGAUACGGAAAUGCAAGAACAUCUGUUGCCCCUAAAACAUUAUAUACUGGAGCAAGCUAAACUCUCCGGACGCUAUGUGUUUGGUGAUCCCAUUGAUUCCGAUUCAUAUCAUUCUGACAGUCAAUCGGAACAUUCAUUAUCUGGUCACGAGCCAGAUAACGAAGAUUCGGACGGCGGUUCAGAUACCCAUGGCGGUUAUUUAGAGCACAAUUAUGGUAUGAUCGAAGACUAUGCUAAUAUGGGUGAUAGUGUAUCUUAUUAUGCGUAUCAGUAUCCACCUUAUGACGCUUUAGAUCGAGAGGACAUUAUCUCGGAUAAUGUUGAAGCAGUUUUGGAAGGCAUGGGUCCGGCCCCAGUUAGAGAAGCAUCGGCUAGCCAAAAGUCGAAUAAUAAGCCACGUUGCCAGAUCUCAUUUUAUGAUACGGCCGUUACCAAUAGUGCUGCACGUGUCCAAACUACUAACCAAAAGCAGCAACAGCAUCAGCAAAACCAGCAACAACAAUUGUAUACGAACGCACCAAUUUUACCACCAAGUCAUACUCAACAUCAGCAGCAGCAAUUGCAAGUUGACGGCGGUGAUAAAGCACAGAAACAAUCGCAAACGUUACCGUCACCGAAUCGCCAAAUAUCACGCUUAGCUCAAAACUCUACAAAUAACGUUGACUCGGGGACGGGCAUGGUUAGCGUACGUUUACCAAUGCCUGGUCCGCACUAUACUAAAGAAGAAAAUGUAAAUAGUGACAGUGGUGGAGUCAAUGUUGCUCGGCGUCCUUUACCUCCUCCUAAUCUCAAGCCAACCAUACAACAAAUCUUUCCACCUGCUGAACGUGCUCCACCGAAUAUUGCUACCACUCUGGCGUGCAUGAAAGAAUGUGAUAUUGAAAAAUUUGCUGCAGACAAUUUGAACCUUCAUUCGAAGGGUAUUUUUCGUAAGAAGUCUUCCGUACGCGAUAUGUUAAGUUGGACUUCGGAGGCUAUCAGCCGUCCAAUGCUGGCUUUGUCACGUGAUAAAAAUGAUAAGAAAAUUGCCAUUGAAUUAUUUAAGUUGGUCCAAAUUUAUAUGGGAGAUCGUAAAGCGAGAGCAGGCAUGAGUCUAAAUUCGGUAGCCAUUGACGUUAUAACAGCAGCAUUGCCACAACAACAAUUACGUGAUGAACUGUAUGUGCAGUUAUGUCGUCAAACUACUGAGAAUCCUAAACGUGAAUCGUUAAUACGUGGCUGGGAAUUAAUGGCGAUUUGUUUAUCAUUUGUACCACCGUCGCCCACAUUCCAGCCAACUUUAUUGAACUAUGUCAAUCGGCAUCGGGAUCCUACGUUUGCUACCUCUUUUCCGGAGGUUGGCAAAUGGCCUAUACAUGUGCAAAUUUCUCAUUACGCUACCGUAUGUUGUAGACGUUUGGAUCGUAUAGGCAGUACGGGACGACGGCAGGCUAAAAAGCCCACCGAAGAUGAGGUUGAACAAGCCAGGAAUCAAAUUUUGCGAAACAGCAUGUUUGGCAAUACGUUGGGCGAAGUUAUGGAUUUGCAAAAGGAUAAAUUUCCAUUUCGUAAAUUGCCAUGGAUACAAACUACUCUAUCUGAGCAUGUUCUCAUGCUUAAUGGUAAACAAACGGAAGGUAUAUUUCGGGUUUCAGCUGAUGUUGAUGAAGUGAAUUCGUUAAAGAAUCGUUUAGAUCGGUGGGAAGUUCCUGAUUAUAAAAAUGCCAUGGAUGCUCAUGCACCUGCUAGUCUAUUAAAAUUAUGGUAUCGUGAACUUUAUGAUCCUUUAAUACCUGAUGAAUUGUAUGAGGAAUGUGUAAAUACCGAAGAUGCGGAUAAAGCAAAAGCUAUUGUCGAUAAAUUACCCCAACUAAAUAAAUUAGUCUUAACUUAUCUAAUACAUUUUCUCCAACAAUUCUCGCAUCCGGAUGUUGUUAGUGCUACGAAAAUGGAUUCUUCCAACUUAGCCAUGGUAUUUGCACCAAAUUGUUUGCGUUGCACGUCCGAUGAUCCCAAAGUGAUAUUAGAGAAUGCACGCAAGGAAAUGUCUUUUAUGCGCACACUAAUACAACAUAUGGAUACAGCCCAUGUCGUUAAUCUUGUAUGAAGCUUGAAAAAUCGUACAUCAUCUCCAUAAAGAGCUGCAACCAAAAAAAAAAAAGAAAAAAAAACA
Glossina fuscipes is the source of this 4820-nucleotide messenger RNA. It is a transcript of the gene RhoGAP93B, whose product is annotated as box A-binding factor. Gene Ontology annotation, cellular component: cytoplasm; cytoskeleton. The record is from RefSeq and is a predicted model, not a curated record. Gene Ontology annotation, biological process: signal transduction. Bases 387 to 4754 code for a protein of 1455 amino acids. Lineage: Eukaryota; Metazoa; Arthropoda; Insecta; Diptera; Glossinidae. Gene Ontology annotation, molecular function: GTPase activator activity; protein binding. The transcript is spliced from 17 exons.